UCACAAUCAUCGCGACAUUCAGCCCUGUGCCAGUCCUCCAACAACCGUGAGCAUCUCCGGAAGGGUUUCAAAUACAUGUAUUGAAACCAUAGCAUGCCUCACUCUUGGUAAAGGAGAGAACAGUCUUCCGCCGUCCGGCGCUGCUGAGCAGCAACAACCUUCCAACCCGCCUCCACCUCCAUCCACCUCGGACAUCCCAUCGUCAUCUGCUACGAGCUCCUCCGCAGGAGAUAACGACUCCGGAUCUCACUCACAGCGGCCGACCCCAUACGCGUCUCCUUACGCGUCUCCUUGAACAUCCCCUUGGUUCUCCUCAAGCAGCCCUUGUCCCCUCACCCCAGCGCAAUUCGACGACCAAUUCGACGACCGGCGGCAAGCUACUUCAAACAUGAUGGCUACUUCUAUGAUGUCCCCCGGCUCCAUGCCUCCGCCUAACUCCGUGGGCCCUCCGAACCACAUGCCCCCGCCGAAUUCCAUGCCUCCACCAGGCUCUAUGCCACCCCCGCAACGACCAGCCGAGAAGACCGAGAAAGAGAAGCGAUCGGCGACCGAUAUCAAUGACCUCAGCGACAUCGUCACGGCAGCGGGUGUUGACAUCAGGGCCGAAGAGGCCGCCUUGGCACAGACGUAUCGCAGCGCAUCGGAUUUGGCCUCGCAACAAAUAAAUGGCUCGUUCGUCUCCAAUUCUCAGUCCACGGCCAGCUUCUCGCCAAACCAGAGCUUCGGGUAUCCACAAGGCAGCUUUACUAGUUAUCCACCAUUUCCAGCAUCUGGAGCUGCCAGCCAGUCCCCGGUUGCGCCGAAGACGGUUGAAGAGGAGCUCUUUGAGAAGCACAAGAAGGCGGCGCGGGAUCAUGCCGAGCGGAAACAGUUUCACCUCAACAACCCCUUCUUAAGUACCAACUGCUUGCGCCAGAAGCUGGACAAACACACUCGGAGCAACGGGGUUCGGCUGAAUGUGGAUGGUCUUUACGACCAAUCUCCUCAGACGCCACAAGGGGUCAACGCGAUGCGGAUGACUGGAAGGGACGGCAUGGGAUUCGUGGCGGCGAAGGCGAGCUCGGUCGUUGAACACAAUGCCGCGUUUGCGGACGUUCUCGCGCUUGUUUCACUGGCGGCGAACGAGCGAUUACGUGGUCUGGUGGAAGAUGCAUAUGCUCUUUCACGUGGACGACGAGUCGGGGCAGACGGGGUCGUACCCCCAGACUUUCAGGACCUGGCGACUGGGACGGGAGAUCCGAAACCGAUUUCUGCCGUGCCACAGUCCAUUACCAACUCGCCAUGGGACAUGCCACCAGACAGUGCCGUGUCCCCCAUGACGGUUCCACAAAAGGACCCCCUAGAUGCCUCCAACCGCCUUCCUACACCUCCGACUGAGCCUCCGUCAACACCCGUAUCCACCCAAUCCUAUCCCCCAACCCUAGCCAUCACACUCGACAGCAUGUACGACCGCGAUCUCGCCUAUGAACAAGCACGCGUCGAAACGCGUCGGAAGCGCCGCAAACUCGCCGCCGAGACCGCCGCCUCGCAAUCCGUUUCCGCCGCCGAGUCACCGGCCCCCGGCACCCCCUCAUCGGCCGGCGGUCCCAUCGACGGCAAAGCACCCGACCUGAUCCCUCCCAUGAAGAUGACCAAGAAAGAGCGCGAGAAGCUGGCGAAGUCGUCCGCGACCGAAGAGGUGCAGCACCGCGCCGCGAACACGACGGCCUCGAUGGCGCUGGGCGGGCUCGGAAAGAAGAAAUACAGCUGGAUGACAUCCGGGACGCCGGUCACGAAACCGCUACCGAACAUGCGGGUGAAUACUUCACUGUCGGGGAGCAAAAGCACGGGAGCGGCGGGUGGUGGGGCGCAGGGGCCGCCGCCAGUCGAUCGGUUGCUGCAGGCGGUGCAUCAGAAGAAGCUGGGGGAGUGGAAGGAGGACAGCGAGAAGGGGCGGGGCAUUCAGUUGCGGGAUUGGAUCGCGGCGUUAGAAAUGGACGGGCGGGAGAAGAAGGGAAUGGUGAGGGCGGCGGUGAAGCGGAACUUCGAUAAGCUCGAAGAACAGGAUAAUGGGCCGCGGAAGUAAUUGGGGGAUUGGUUCGGUUGGGACGGACCGCGACAUUGCAUGCAUAGUUCAGACACGCGAUCCACUACCGGCGUUUUAUGGGAGCAGAUCGACGGCAUUCACGUCGCGCUCUUGAUGGAUAUGCAUAUUCGGCGCUUUGGGCAGGAUUCGCGCUGAUUGCUUCGCCUGCUCGACGAACGGGCAGGCGGAUUGAAAAACAUUAGGCGGCUAGUCAUCCCCGCUAGAGAUGAAAAAUGGCCUCGAACACUGCUCGAGAGCAGUCGAACGAGGGGGAUAUUUCAUUCCGCACUGUACACUUAGCUCCAGGCGUUUUGAAAUGAAGAACGUUGAAGAAGUUGCA
This is a messenger RNA of Eremomyces bilateralis CBS 781.70, 2405 nucleotides long. RefSeq lists its product as uncharacterized. Bases 392 to 2065 code for a protein of 557 amino acids. Gene Ontology annotation, cellular component: transcription factor TFIID complex. Lineage: Eukaryota; Fungi; Ascomycota; Dothideomycetes; Eremomycetales; Eremomycetaceae. Gene Ontology annotation, biological process: DNA-templated transcription initiation. The record is from RefSeq and is a predicted model, not a curated record. The transcript is spliced from 2 exons.